AUGGAUGAAGCACGAAAGGAUUGGGGUUUGUCUAUAUAUUAUAAAAAGAAAGCACAUAAUCAAAUCCUUGAAACCCUCAACGGAGAGAUCCGUGGAUGGGGAGGUGGAAAGUGUGAUGCCCCAGGUUUGUGCCGAGACCUAGUUCACAAUCCUGAGAUUCCAUCCAACAUCACUUUGGAGCGAUCAAGAGUUGGUAUUGGACCUAGUUCAUGGCACUUGGAAAUGGAUCUGGGAUCCUAG
Molecule: messenger RNA, 240 nt
Organism: Dovyalis caffra
Lineage: Eukaryota; Viridiplantae; Streptophyta; Magnoliopsida; Malpighiales; Salicaceae
Source: the annotation of a GenBank genome assembly